Acipenser ruthenus (sterlet) is the source of this 2451-nucleotide messenger RNA. RefSeq names its product clathrin light chain B-like. Gene Ontology annotation, molecular function: structural molecule activity; clathrin heavy chain binding. Lineage: Eukaryota; Metazoa; Chordata; Actinopteri; Acipenseriformes; Acipenseridae. Gene Ontology annotation, cellular component: clathrin coat of trans-Golgi network vesicle; synaptic vesicle membrane; clathrin coat of coated pit. Bases 152 to 841 code for a protein of 229 amino acids. Gene Ontology annotation, biological process: clathrin coat assembly; clathrin-dependent endocytosis; intracellular protein transport. The record is from RefSeq and is a predicted model, not a curated record. The transcript has 6 exons.
CCUGUCAGUUGAGAUUCCGCUUCCUGCUGUAUAAAGGACGAGGGACGAGCUCCAGCCUAGCCAGUCAAUAACAAGGAAGUGCUUUCCUAGCUUGGGCUUUAUUUCAGCAAAACAAGCAGGCAUCGGCUAGUCUGUGUACGUUAGUUAAAAUAUGGCUGAUGAUUUCGGUUUCUUCUCAUCCUCCGAUAACGGAGCGCCGGCGGAGGAGGACCCCGCAGCCGCGUUUCUAGCCCAGCAGGAAAGCGAGAUCGCUGGGAUUGAAAACGAUGAAGGGUUCGGAGCGCUGGAAGGGGCUGGGUCAGGCCAGCAGCUGCAGCCGCAGUCGGAGCCAAAUUUUGGUGAUUUUGGAGGGGAGUUGCCCACAGUAAAUGGAGAUGUCUAUCAGGAGUCCAAUGGCCCCACUGAUGGCUACGCUGCAAUUGCACGCGUUGACCAGAUCAGACAGGAGCCCGAGAGCCUGCGCCUGUGGAGGGAGGAGCAGAAAGCCAGGCUGGAGGAACUAGACGCUGCGUCCAGGGCGGCCGAGAUGGAGUGGAAAGAGAAGGCGAAGAAGGAGCUGGAUGAAUGGCACGUACGUCAGAACGAGCAGAUGGAGAAGAACAAAGCCAACAACAGGAUCGCUGAUAAGGCUUUCUACGAGCAGCCCAACGCUGAUGUGAUAGGCUACGUGGCAUCUGAAGAAGCCUUCCUGAAGGAGUGUGACGAGGACACUCCCGGUUCCGAGUGGGAGAGGGUGGCACGGCUCUGCGACUUCAACCCCAAAACCAACAAGCAGUCCAAGGACGUGUCCCGCAUGCGCUCCGUACUCAUCGCCCUCAAACAGGCACCCCUGGUGCGCUAGGGCUGGAGCCCCCGCUCCCACAAUCGCACUCUCCAUAUCAUGCAAUAGUAGUAGCUAAACCGCCUUGUCUUUGUUGCCUGGACCGAAGAUAGUUGAGAUUCUAUGUUACAAGUGUUUCUUCCAAAUCACUGUUCACAGUCUGUGAUUAUGGAUGCAGUAUCCCUUUAAAUUAUCAUACCAGCAGUGCUUGCUGUAAUAUCAUGCUACAGUCUGCUCUUUCGUGGAUAGGAAGGCAAUUCAGCACACGGAAGGCAUUGAUCAGCCACUAGCGUCUUUCAUGGCUUUGGCUGUGUAUUUUUAUUCUACCUUCUGCUGUAAUAUUUUUAAAUCCAUAAGAGGGAGCUAUUGCAUGAGGAAUUCAGUUUCAAAGAUCAAAGUGACAUUUGGGCAUCUUUCAAAACAACGUACUGAAUCCAUUUGAUUCUUAAUAUUGGGAAAUACAUUGCUUCAAAAAAAAAAAUCAAGUACCAGUUACUGGGAUACUGCGUUUUAUAAUUGCUGAUUCUUUUUCUUUCUUUUUCUUAAUGCGCUGUUGUUCUCGUCUGUACAUUCGCCAGUGCCAUAAGCUGCUGUAGAUCGUUUUAUGUUUUUGGUGGGAUAGGUCAAUGCUUUAGAACAGUUUACAAUGUGGCCCAGUGAAGUGUGUCUGCCUUCUGUUUAACUAGCGAGAAAUGUAUUGGAAAUCUUGAACAUAGCAUUUCUAAAUCACAGUAUUGGAAACAUGAAUUUGAAAAAAAAUAAAAAUAAAAAAAAAAUAAAUAAAUAAAUAAAUAUAUAUAUAUAUAUAUAUAUAUAUAUAUAUAUAUAUAUUAGUGCAGCUUGCCUUGAAAUUUGUAAAUAUAUUAAAAUCAGAGUUUCUGAAGCUGUUUCCUUCGCUGAUAAUAAGGUUAAAGCACUGUGUGCGUCGAACGAAGCCCAGUUUCUCUUUUCUUGAUUAACUAACUGGUAUGUGAUCACGUUUUAUAAAAGAAACUGGUGAAAAAUACAGCAAUGUACUACAGGGUCUCUUGUGUCAACGUGUGGAUUUCCUUUACCUUGCGCUGGCCGAGUCCAGGUGAAAUCCUGUUCUAAUGCCCUGGGCUCAAAAGGCGGUCCUUGUUGAUAGUUCUUACUUUACUAAUGCAACGCUUCUUGAUGUCCUCUUUCACACAGGGACUGCCUUAAUUCGUUCCACACUGCAGCCUUGUGCAGGCUGCUGUAAUUAAUUGGCAGGCCCUGCUUGUCUCUUGUGGAAUUGACGCUGUCGGCUUUGCAGGCUCUGUUUGUUUGUCUGCAUGCAUGAAGAGCAUGGAUCACCGCUGCACACUCCGGCCAGGCUCCUGCAGCUGGAGCAUGGCUAGUCACCCCUGCGGUACUACACCAUGGUCCCUACCCACAUGUUAUUGCAGUUCCUGGAACUGGGUUCGGCCUCAAAAGCAGCUUUUUCUGUUGUUCUUAGCAUUGACCUGUGUUGCAAAAUCAAGCAGAUCUCUGGGCAGAAGCAGCCACACUGUUUACGUCACAUGCCUGUGUAAAUGUACAAGCAGAUUGUGAAAGUUACAUUUUGGUUUUUUUAUAUAUGCCGGUAAUUGUGUAGUCCCGGAAAUUGAAUAAAGAAAAUGCAAAACUGA